CCUCCAAUGGUUGGGUUCGUUUCUUUGUCUCCCAGCAACCGGGAAACACAACGCAUGCGCAGUGCUCAAUCGUUGGAUCUGGGGCAGCUGGGCAGAGGGAACAGAUACAACUAUUGUACAUUAAUAAAUGAAGGCAUCUGACGUAAUGCUGGGAAGUACAGUUAUAAACCAUCAACAACAUAUUGGACUGCAGAAGCUCUCAGCGUUGGCAGGAAUCACACAUUCUUCUUUGGGCCCCAAUAAAAAGUACAAGUUUAUCCAAGAUGACACAAGUGGGGAGUCAGCUCUUGUGUGUUCAUGUUUUCGCAUCUUUGAGAACCUGGAGCUGACCUGCGCAGUGGGCCAGCUGGUCUAUGAGACUAUUCAAGCCCACCAGAAGGUCUAUAAUUCAGGCUCAGGAUGCCUGCUGUUUCUUGCAGGAGCGUGGAGCCGUGCUGCUCUGGAGUGCCUUCAGAGAGGAAUUUCAGUUUCACACAUCAUCUCAGCUAUGUCUGAAGGGAUUGAUAUAUGCAAAGAUGUUUGCAGGAAAUGUACCGUCUCAACUGAGGAUCUUGGUGUUGCACAGUCAGAGAGCUGCAUUGCAACAUCUCAGCUAUCAGAGAAACCCAUCCUGGAGGCUUCACAGGCAUCGUGCCCACUGCAAUGGACAACAAGUGUUGGUCAUAAGACUCUAAACACCAGUGGACAAAGAAAAAUAAAGCUCAGCAGAUAUUUUUAUGAGGAAAAGUCUAAAAAUGUUUCCACAGUACCGCAACCUCAUCAGCCUAAGCUUCCUAAUGUUGCUCACAUUGCUGAGGGAUUGAGCCAUGGUUGUGUCAGUGCAAUGAAUUUAGUAGUGGAAGCCUACCAGAUGCAAUCAAAAAAUAGUCAACAAGAUAUCAGCUGUUCCCCCUUUGAUAUAAGUAAAGUGGUGACUUGUAUUCUACCUGGUUUACCAGAGGAGCAUGCAUGUGUUUUACCAGGCUGCAUUGUUCUCUUAUCCACUGAACAGGCCUCAGUUGCUCGUUACUUAAAAGAACAGCGCUUGAGGGUUGCUCUUAUUAAUGGGGAUUUGUCAGAUACCUUUCGCCAUCUUGGCUUUUGUAGACCAGCGGGUAUACAGCAUGUGACUGACCAGUCGGCUUUGUUAAAUUCAAGCAGAGAAGAAGCUUGGAUGGCGAAGGUUGUGGCUCUUCUGCUGAACCUGGAAGUGAACCUGAUACUAGUCAGCGGGCUUGCUAGUGAGAAAGUGAUUCAGCGUUGUUGUAGACAUCACAUGCUUGUGGUGGAAAAAGUGAAGGCUUCCGUUUUAAAGGCGUUCGCUGAUGCAACAGGAGGUGUUCCAGUGACUUACGUCACACAGUUGAGUAAGCACUGUGUUGGCACAGGGAUGAAGGUCAUGAUAUGGAGGGACCUCAGUGCCGGCACUGGGAGGAAGUCUUCAACAGCUGUGAAUAUUUCCACUGGUGGGAACAGCGGGUUGGUCACAGUGAUCCUCACAAGCUGCGUACAUGGCAAGCUGCAGGCCCUGGAGGAUCAGUUUUGGGCCUGUGCUUAUCGCUUACACCAUGCGCUGAAAGACAAAGCCCUCCUGCCUGGUGCUGGAGUGACAGAAAUGCUUUGUAUUCAUCACCUUCAGAGGCAAGCAGGGCAGCAUGUUAAGCACUUCAUAGAUAGGACUGAUGACUCCAAAGCAGAGGGAGCAGCUAACCCUUACAGGGGUGUAGUGUUACAGCUCAUGGCAGAUGGUUUAACUGAUUACAUAUCCACUGUGAUGGUUAACACUGGAAAGUUUUCAAAAAUCAAAGCCAGGACUGUGGUGAACCAACAACUGCGGGAUUAUAACGGACAUCUAGGCAUCACUGCAAAGUUCUCACAACUUUUCUUGGAGGGUGAAAAGGAGGACAGUGCCUUUUCCUCUGCUGUGAAAUCUGAUGACGCACCAACGUUGAAAAUCUAUGAUAAUCUGAGCGUGAAGCAGGAAGCAUGGAGGAAGGCCUUAGAUCUAGUUUUCCUGGUCUUACAGACUGAUGCAGAAGUCAUCACAGGCAUAGACCAGAAAACUGAUGGUGCACGGGAAAAUCUUAUGCUGUUAUGAUCUUCCUAUGAGAUCUCGGGGGAAAUAUUUGACAUGCCAAAUGGUUUGAAAGUUUAUAUAACCCACAAAUAUAUCUUAAUAAGUAUGAAAUUAAUGUUUUUAAUAACUGCUAUAAAGAAAAGAUAGGAAAAAAUGUUUAAUAUUCUGAUUUUCUGUCUUCAAUGAAUAGCCAAAGGAUAAUAUUCAAUAUUCAAAAAGAUCUUUUUUUCUACCACAUGGGGGCGACAAAUGAUUCUAUACUGUUGUAGUCUACUGUAUCUGACUGGCUUAUAUAAAUUUCUGUAUGUAAAUAUGACAAAUGAAUUGGCCUAAAUUCUGAUAUUGCCAGUAAAUCAGGUGCAUAUUUCAAACAUGUAUACUGAAUGAAACUAAGGUGCAAGUUCAAGAACCAAGAAAGUAGCAAAACAACAUGUAUGCAGGGUAAAGUGCCCUCUGUUUAAUUUUGUUGUUUUUGAUUUAUUUUCAGAAUUUGAAGUGAUAUUUAUCUGAUUGCCCCUUCAACUUUUGACAUUUGUAUUGGAAAGCUAUGACAAAUGAGCCUAAUAUCACAAAAGCAUACACAAAGGUCAGUAGUAAUCAUAUAUUUCCAUAUUUGUAUUUUAUUUCAUUUGUUGUCUUUAUCGUACUUUUUGUCUUGAGGGUGCUGCGUACUAUUCUCACGGGAAAUACCCUAAAAUUCACUUUAUGUUUAUUAUUAACCAAGCCUGACUCACCUGACACUGGUUGUACAUGAUCUUGUAAACACCUUGUCUUCGUGCUCAUCUCAGCCAGGGAAAACAAACACUAUGUGUCCAAAACCACAAUUAAAUUUCCCUCUUGUGGAGCAUGGGAGGAUUUUUGUUGUGCCAGUAUGUUUUUUAGUCUUGGUACACUUCCUUAACGAUAUUUGCCCACGCUUCAUUAUGCGUCUACAGCUUGGCUCGCACUGCUCAAACUGAACACCAACUCUGCUCCCAUGCCAACCAUGGUGGUUUUAUGACCUGCUCUGUCAUAAUGGGAAUAAUUGAUGGGGGAAGGAACGCCUCCAGACAGAGUAAAUGUUUUUGGUUGAGUCUUAUUAGUUAUGGAAGUUAUUUUAGUUGUUUGAAUUCUGGAAACCUUUCUCAAGCUCAUAUUUCCCCUCCUACGUGAUCAUUCAAAGGUCACUGGAAUAUUAAAAAAAGCACUAAUGCUCUGACCCUUGCAUGCCUUAGUACUAGAUGCAUACAGUUGGUUCAUCCUGGAAUUAAGGCCUAUUUUACAAUUUUAGAAAGUGCAAAAAUAUUAUGGUUGUCGGCUGCCAAACCUGACAAACUAUUAAUGCAACUAGAAAUGUCUGCUACUUGGAAAAAUCAAAAAUAACCCCAAAAACAAUCAUGGUUCAUAUGAAAGUAAAGUGCGAUCUUCGUUAUCUUUAGAAUUUUUCCUACUGUGUAUUGUAUUUCAGAGGUGUCAGUUGCAACAACAUGUGAGAUCUUCCAUUUCCUCUCAGAACACACACACAGAGAGAGAGAGAGCUUCUUUUUCGUGCUCUAAAAAUAGUUAAGAGAAAUAAAAAUGUUGCAAGGGCUUUACAGUGGAGCCACAACAACCUUGACUCAGGCGUCACUCAACGGUGUCGUGGCCGUGAGAGGGUGGGGUAUGACAGAGCAUAACAAACACAACACCGUGAAGGAAGUUAGAAUGGCAAAGUUGGUGACACAUCUGAGAGUUCAGACGGAGUCCACAUUUUACAUCAGAAGAAACCUUAAACUGAUGCGUGCACAAAUUACUCUGCGUUACUCUAAAAAUAUAAAAAGUUGGAUGAAAUGAUUCUGUUUUAUUUCUUAAUUUCCCUGAGAGCACGGACUAGUGAUUUAAUUUUGGGCAAUGUCACCAUAUGCAAAGCAAGUAGCAAUCAAACAUUUUUAAUUCUGCAAUUAUGAUUAGAAAAAAAGCAGCUGAAGGCAUUUAAAGUUCUGCUUUAGGGUUUAGAUUCAUUACA
This is a messenger RNA of Lates calcarifer (barramundi perch), 4040 nucleotides long. It is a transcript of the gene bbs12, whose product is annotated as Bardet-Biedl syndrome 12. Gene Ontology annotation, molecular function: ATP binding. The record is from RefSeq and is a predicted model, not a curated record. The transcript has 2 exons. The coding region runs from base 128 to 2077 and encodes 649 amino acids. Gene Ontology annotation, biological process: chaperone-mediated protein complex assembly; photoreceptor cell maintenance. Lineage: Eukaryota; Metazoa; Chordata; Actinopteri; Centropomidae.